GAUAAUGGUAAAUCUGACGAAGAAGUAUCUGAAGUCAUCCAACUCCAAGAUGAUGACAUUAGUACGAAGAUUUCGCCGACUAUUUCUAGUGUUAAUGAAAAGGAGAAGUCAAACUCUGACUCUUUAGAAAUUAUAGACGUCGAAAAUGGAUUAAAUAAUAAAGGAAGUCUCCCACCAUCUUCCGAAGCUAAGACCUCCUCUUCUUCUGACAUUGGUAAAUCACUACAGACUCAAACUUCUCUAAAUCAGUUCGUAACAAAACAUGACUUGAGUGCAGCUUUAGCGGAGAUGAAAGGUUUUCUUACUAAUAGUCAACGAAAAAAAGAUCAUAAAUGUCAAGCAAGUACUCGUAAGCCCGAAGAAGUUGAAAAUAUGGAUCCUGAUUUAAAGGAAAUAGGAAAAAAUGGAAGUAAAAUUUACGUAACCAGAGAGCAGUGGGAUUACAUAAAAUCAAAAAAUACAUUUACAUCGAUGGGAAUUGCCUUAGUUGUGGCAUUAUUUGAAAAAGAUACACUACUUAAUAGUAACUACAAGGGUGGUAAGUCAAAAAUAAAAAAGCCAGAAGGUGAGAGUAUUCAAUAUAAUGCGUUAGAUUCAACAAUUAUUGAAGGGAUAAAAGUUACUGUCAAAGCUCGUUUUAAAAGUAGUUUCAACGAAGGUAAAUUCGGUGCAGCUAUAAACACAAAAUUAGCUUCAUUGAAAACCGAAAAUCGUCGUCAUACUGAAAAAACCAAGGAAAAACCGAAUGAAGAUGCUAAUAAUAAAAAUUGA
Cotesia congregata is the source of this 771-nucleotide messenger RNA. NCBI's taxonomy places the organism in Eukaryota, Metazoa, Arthropoda, Insecta, Hymenoptera, Braconidae. The record is from the annotation of a GenBank genome assembly.